Messenger RNA from Oncorhynchus tshawytscha (Chinook salmon), 1843 nucleotides. Its product is annotated as SOSS complex subunit C. Gene Ontology annotation, cellular component: nucleus; nucleoplasm; SOSS complex. Bases 283 to 594 code for a protein of 103 amino acids. Gene Ontology annotation, biological process: DNA repair. The record is from RefSeq and is a predicted model, not a curated record. The transcript has 4 exons. Lineage: Eukaryota; Metazoa; Chordata; Actinopteri; Salmoniformes; Salmonidae.
UGACACUUUUGGCAAUCACGUGACUUUUGUUGACAUGCUGACAGAGUACAAAAAAAAGUAAUUUAGCGGUGUUUGUUUCUGUAUCCAGCGAAGUAGUUUAGUUGGAGUUAAACAUACGAUUAUAUGUGAUAGUUGUGUAGCUAUUUGAACGAUGGGUAAAAUCUGUAAGAUCUGCUAUCCGUGGUCGAUUCGUCUGUCCCCAGUGUAGAUGUUAACUAACACUGUGAUAGCUGGCUCUAUUUAAUGUUUUAUAUUGUUUAGGCUGCAACCAGUCUUUCUGACAUGGCGUCGCCUGCACCGGGAGUCCAGAACAAGAACCGUGUGGCCAUUUUGGCUGACCUGGACAAGGAGAAGAGACACUUGAUACAUAACUCAUCCAUGAAUAACCCUGCAGCCAGGCCUGCCCUGAAUAAAGCCUUCAGAGACCACACUGAGCAGCAGCACAUCGCUGCCCAGCAGGAAGCAGCUCUGCAGCAUGCCCAUACACACUCUUCUGGUUUCUUCAUCACUCAAGACUCGUCCUUCGGGAACCUGAUCCUCCCCGUGCUGCCACAACCAGACCCACCUUCAGCAGCAGAACUACAGAACCUUUAAGAAAACAUGGCAGAAAGACCGACGGCUAGAAGUAGCAGUUGGCCACGGUGUGUUACAGAUCAGCUGUUUGGUAUUGUCGAAUCAACAUUUAGAAUCGUCGGGAAAUUACCUGAAAUUGGCUGUCGAUAUUCUGGUCAGAGGUGAUAUGAAAUUGUAGGCCACCCGCUACGUUUCAGAACAUUUAGCCAUUAACUGCUAUGUUUCUUCCCUUCCAGGGGGAGGCGGCCACUAGACCUUCCAGGAUAUGACAUAUUAUAUGUUAACUUUAAAACUGACAGCUAAUGAAACUGAGGAGUAUUGUGGUCUGUAAUAAAGCCCUUUGAGGAAAAACUCAUUCUGAUUGGCUGGGCCUGGCUCCCCAGUCGGUGGGCCUACCAGGUCCACCCAUGGCUGUGCCCCUGCCCAGUCUUGUGAAAUCCAUAGAUUAGGGCCUAAUGAAUUCAUUUAAAUUGACUCUUUUAAAGUUGUUGCGUUUCUGUUUUUUGUUCAAUAUAGAUUUGCCUUUGUAGACAGAAAACAUAUAUUUUUUUAUGAAACCGGGUAAAUUGCAACAUGGUUAUUUUCUGUCUCCAUUUUUCGCAACCAAAAGAGUCACAAUGUAAAAACUAUAUUAUUGCAUCAGUCACAUUUGCGUGGGUAUAGUCUACAUCCACGUAGAGCAGUCUAUACGUUAAAAACAAGGCUCCAACACAAUCUUUCAGUAAAAGCUAUUUCAAAACCCCAAAAACACCAUUUCCUGGUGAUUGGAAGUAUGUGUGUAGAGGUGAAUUAUAAAACCAGUUAAGUGGAUCCAUGGUGUCACGACAAAACCACCAACACAGCAGGCUGAGAAUGGCCUGAUCUUUUACAAUGGUCUCACUAGUUGAUUAUGAUUAGGAAAUGAAAUGCUUUGAAUCUACUGUAAACAACUGGUCCAUUGGUUGUUUACUUUUCUAGACUAGUAAGCGUUUGUUUGUUUUAAAAUCAGUACUUCGCUACUAUAAUACCUGAAUGUUGUCUAAAAAAAAUGUUCAACUAGCUAGUGAUUUAGCAAUUAAAUGUUUUGUUGACAAAAGUCGACCUACAUACAAAAAAAAUACUUCCGGGUCACGGAAAUUCUGAAUUCUUCUAAAUAAAGAAUAGUAGACGUGUCGAUAACCUGGGUUAGUUAUGAAAACAGUGAGCGCUUCCACGGGGCAGAAGUCAGCAAUGCUGCGAUUCUAGACGGCAAAAAUGACAAUAAACCGUCAUGUGGGGAAUCUAAACGUGA